This is a messenger RNA of Fulvia fulva, 1758 nucleotides long. RefSeq names its product Vacuolar calcium ion transporter. NCBI's taxonomy places the organism in Eukaryota, Fungi, Ascomycota, Dothideomycetes, Mycosphaerellales, Mycosphaerellaceae. The record is from RefSeq and is a predicted model, not a curated record. Bases 1 to 1758 code for a protein of 585 amino acids. Gene Ontology annotation, cellular component: fungal-type vacuole membrane. Gene Ontology annotation, biological process: intracellular calcium ion homeostasis; calcium ion transmembrane transport. Gene Ontology annotation, molecular function: calcium:proton antiporter activity. The transcript is spliced from 3 exons.
AUGCACAAAAUCAAGGCACAAGCGCGACGAUCCGCGUGGUUCAACAGCGAAGGCGAGAAGACGUACAACCCGUUCCAGCGGUAUAACCCUCCCCUCCGGACCGGUGUUUCAAAUGACGAGGAGUCGGGACUGAGACAAAUCAACACACACGAUGCGAUCACAUGGACGGAGGACAAGAGGAGAUCACAGUACAACGCCGAGAAUGCACCAUGGCGAGGAGUAGAGAAAUCGGGCACAUUUCCCCCAGGACCAGCAGGAAGAUUACCAUCGGGCGAAAGAGGCGAUUACAGUUCCACCGAGAAAUCCAAAAGCGAGGAUAUAGCAACCGACAACAGCACAACAUAUGGCGAGAAGUCGAGAGAAUUGCCAGCAGAGGACAUUGCGGCAGCCGAAGCGGCGAGCAACGAGCAUGGGAAGCCUCAGAAGCGUAACAAGUUUCUCUCAGCAUUUGCAAAGGACCAUCCAGACGAACAGAAUGUCAUGCGGACGGAGACGGACGAAUCGAAGAAGAGGCGACCCAAGCUUACGUUCAUGAGCCAGGUCAGGGCCGUGUUUGGAUCGUGGAUCAACAUACUGCUCGUGGCUGUGCCUGUCGGUAUUGCGCUGGAAUACUCGGGAGUGAACAAGGUCGUGGUCUUCGUCGUCAACUUCAUCGCUAUCAUUCCCCUCGCAGCUGUGCUGUCGUACAGUACUGAGGAACUGGCCAUGUACAUCGGAGAAGUCCUGGGAGGCCUACUUAACGCCACAUUCGGGAACGCCGUCGAGCUGAUCGUUAGUAUCAUUGCGCUCACGCAAGGCAAGGUUCUAAUCGUGCAAACGUCCCUGAUUGGCAGCAUGCUGUCCAACUUGCUUCUGGUUCUGGGCAUGUGCUUCUUCCUUGGAGGUGUCAACCGCACGGAACAGCACUUCAACAUCACGGUGGCGCAGACCGCAGCCUCGCUCCUGGCUCUCGCGAUCGGCAGUCUGAUCAUCCCAACGGCAUUCCGAAUCUUCGCAGAUGACGACUCCGGUGUCACGCCUAGUUCUCGCGGCACUGCUGUCAUGCUUCUGGCCGUGUAUGCCUGCUACCUCAUCUUCCAGCUGCGCACGCACGUCGACAUGUACAACGAGCCUAGCCAGAAGACACCAAAGAAGCCCCGCGGCAAGAAGGAGGAUGGAGAAGCCCUCAAGGGUAUUGCCAUGAUCGGUGCGGCCAGCGGUGCAGCAACGGCUGGUGGACGAGUGAACCAAGAGAAUCUGGUGCAAGAAGCUCCCGAAGAAGAGGAGAUGCCGGCGCUGACCAAACUCGGCGCCGUCAUCACCCUCGCCAUCUCGACUGUGUUCAUCGCGCUGUGCGCCGAGUACAUGGUCUCGUCCAUCAACGCGGUCGCCGACUCGGUCUCGCAAGAGUUCAUCGGUUUGAUCUUGCUACCGAUCGUCGGCAAUGCUGCUGAGCAUGCUACUGCUGUUACGGUUGCCAUCAAGGACAAGAUGGAUCUCUCCAUCGGUGUUGCUGUUGGCUCGUCGCUGCAGAUUGCGUUGCUUGUGCUUCCCGUCAUGGUCUUGCUUAGCUGGUUUGGCGUGGGUAAGCCUGAGGUGCUGAACCUUGACUUCGAUGGAUUCUUGGUUGUGAUUUUGGUGCUGUCGAUCUGGCUGGUUAACUACCUGAUCAGUGAUGGCAAAUCACAUUGGUUGGAGGGGGUUAUGUUGAUGAUCACAUAUUUGAUCAUUGCCACGACUGCGUGGUUUUACCCAGCGAAGGGCGAGGUUGCUGGUUGA